This is a messenger RNA of Perognathus longimembris pacificus (Pacific pocket mouse), 2006 nucleotides long. It is a transcript of the gene Vsig10, whose product is annotated as V-set and immunoglobulin domain containing 10. Lineage: Eukaryota; Metazoa; Chordata; Mammalia; Rodentia; Heteromyidae. The coding region runs from base 249 to 1856 and encodes 535 amino acids. The record is from RefSeq and is a predicted model, not a curated record. The transcript is spliced from 9 exons.
CGCGCGCCGGGCCGGCCCGGGCCGGCCGCGGUGGGAAGUCAGUCGCGCUCCCGCCGGGACGGGAGGAGGAGGCGGCCGCGCCCGUUGUUUUCCGCCGGCCCUGCGGGCGGGCGGGCGCAAGGGCGGGGUGCGCUCCGCUCCGGACCUGGCUCUCCGCCUCCCCGGACCGGAGGGGUGCACUCGGUACCCCGGGAUCGCAGCCCCGGGACGCCCGAGCCUGCGACUGGCGAGCGCCCGGCAGGAGCGAGAUGGCCGCGGGCGCCCGGGCGCCGCAGCCCCGCGUCCUGCUCUGCCUCGGGGCGCUGCUGGCCCGCGCGGUGUCCGCAGGACUGGAGGCCGUAGUCAUCGGCGAGGCCCUCGGCAGUGUCACCCUGCUCUGUGGCAAUGCCUCAGCACCCAGGGGCCUGGUGACCUGGUACCGGAACGACUCGGAGCCUGUCUUCCUUCUGUCCUCCAAUUCCAGCCUCCCACCUGCGGUGUCUCGCUUCUCUCUGGUGAAUGCCAGCGCCCUGCACAUUGAGGCUCUGAGCCUGCAGGAUGAGGGCACCUACACCUGCCAGGAGGUCCUGAAUAACACGCGCUGCUUCCCUGUGUCGCUGCAGGUGGCGGAUGGCCCCUACCAGGUGGAGGUCAACAUCUCCACCGCAGGCUCCCUUCCCAAUGGCACCCUGUUCGUGGCCAAGGGCUCCCAGGCGGCGUUCAGCUGCAGGAGCAGCGCCCGGCCUCCGCCCCUGGUGGAGUGGUGGUUCCAGGCCGCCCCGGGCCGGGCCGAGCUCUUUGGGAGCAACCGGACGCUCUCCAGCUUCGUGCUGCUGCAGAUGUCACCAGGUCUCCAAGGGAACUACACCUGCGCGGCCACGAACACGCUCAGCGGGAGGCAGCGAAAGGUGACCGCCGAGCUCCUGGUCUACUCACCUCCUACAUCAGCACCUCAGUGCUCUGCAGAGACGUCAUUGGUGUCGUCCACGCUGCAGCUCACCUGUCGCUGGGAUGGGGGAUACCCUGAGCCCGACUUCUUGUGGACAGAGGAGCCAGGAGGGAUGAUUGUGGGGAACUCAACGCUGGGGGUAGAAACAGUGAACAACUCCCAGGUGGAGGAUGGCAAGACGUUCAAAUGCCUUGGCAGCCACAUAGUGGGACCUGCAUUGGGAGCCAGCUGUGUGGUGCAGAUCAAGAGCCCCUCACUUCUCUCAGAGCCCAUGAAGACUUGCUUCGUGGGGGGCAAUGUGACACUCACCUGCCAAGUGUCCGGAGCUUCUCCUCUCGCCAAGAUCCUGUGGCUGAGGAACCUCAGCCAGCCCGAGGUGGUCCUCCAGCCCAGCAACCACUACCUCAUCACCCAGGCCGGCCAGAGCUCCAACCUCACUGUCCACAACUGUUCCCGGGACCUGGACGAGGGCUACUAUGUCUGCCGAGCUGAAAACCCCGUGGGGGUGAGGGAGGUGGACAUCUGGCUGAGUGUGAAAGAGCCUGUCAAUGUCGGGAGCAUGGUGGGAACCAUCAUCAGCCUCUUCCUGUUGGGAGUGGCCACGAUUUCUGGGCUUCUGUUGUAUUACAGCCCUGUGUUCUGCUGGAAAGGAGGCACUUUGAGGGGCCAGGACAUGGGGGAUGUGAUGGUUUUGGUGGAUUCAGAAGAGGAAGAGGAAGCAGAGGGAGUGGAGAAGGAGGAUGCAGAUGAGGAGGAAGAUGAGACAAGAGAGGAGUUGACAAAAGAAGUCCACAAGCAUGGCCAUAUUCACAGAGUGACCGCGCUGGUGAAUGGAAACCUAGAGCAGUUGAAGAACGGACUCCAAGAUCUCCAAGAUGACAACAGUGCACAGCAGAGUGACAGUGUUCAAGACGAGGAGCCAUCAUGAAGAGGACCUGCCCAUUGUCAUCUCGUCUUGAAAGCUGGGAAAGCUCCAUUUGAAAAACAAGCUCCUUGCUCAGACACCUGACCCCCAUCACUGCCUGGGAGCUUGCAUUCGCAACAGCAGCCAAGCAGAAACAUACUUCCAUCUUUCUUU